AUGGCGGCGCUGCUGGGCCCGGAGAUCUUUAGCCGCGGCUUCCGCUUCAACCCGACGCCGCUCGAGCUCGCCACCUACUACCUGCCGCGCCUCGUCGCCGGCGCGCCGCUGCAAGAGGCCGUCCGCCCCGUCAUCCACCAAGCCGACGUCUACGCCUGCGAGCCCGCCGACCUCGCCCGCCAGUUCCGCCCCAUGCCCAGGACCGGGCACCGCUUCUUCUUCACCUCCUGCAAGAAGGGUGUGCGCUACGCCUGCCCCGGCUUCUGGAGCCUGCAGCGCAUGACGGUCAUCCAGGACGGCACGGGAGCCAAGGUCGGCGAGAUCAAGAAGCUCCGCUACAAGAAGCGCGGCGUGUUCACGGACUGGCUCAUGGAUGAGUUCUCGACGUGCUGCUCGGAGGACGCCGUCGUCGGCGAUAGGCAGUACGUGUUCUGUAACAUCUACGUCUCCCCCAGGGCCGCUCCACACUCCGCGGCGCGCCAAGAAUCCGCUGCCUUCAUCGAGCCACCUGCGCCUGCCCCCGUCGUGAUCGCGCAGGCAGCGCCGCCCAAGAGGCCAGCGCCGCAGGCUGCCGAGCCGCCGUGCCCCAAGCGGACGCGGGGUGCCGUCGUCGCCCCGACGCCUCCGGUCGUGCAGCCGGCGGCCGGUUGCGCGGCGUCCUUCGCGCCACCACGGCCGCGCGUGCCUAACCGUGGCGUGGCUCCUCCGUCGACUCCCUCGGUGACAGGAUCGUCGCCCGCUUCAGCUCAGCCUCUGGCGCCAGCUCCGACCCGUCUUGCAACGCCAGUGCCCGCGCCACCGCGGCCGCUUGGGCAGCCUAAGCAGCAGAUGCCGCCGCCGACCCUCCCCGUGGUACGCGCCUGCCACAUGCCAGUGCAAGAAGUACCGGCACACCACUACCGGCCUCAGCCGUCCGCGCAGACGAAGAAGAUGACACGUGAUCCGUUUGAAGCCGCUGAACUGAGAGACAAAGCAGAAGAGGAAAGGGUCGUCGCAGCAUCUGAUUUGCCGUCGGAGGAGUCCCCUGCUGCCGAUCAAGAUGACGACUGGGACGAGUUGGUAGAGUCCACUGAAGACAUCGUGCCCACAGCCGAAGCAGAGGAGGAAGCGGCUGCAAACUCUGAGGGCUCAACCAUGGCUGAGGACGCGCCUGAUCCAGCGUCCAAGGAGUCACUAGACACAAUUUGCAAGGUGGACCAGUUUGCAUGCUUAAUGGAAGCAAUUGGAUGA
Molecule: messenger RNA, 1230 nt
Organism: Panicum hallii
Lineage: Eukaryota; Viridiplantae; Streptophyta; Magnoliopsida; Poales; Poaceae
Product: atherin-like
Exons: 1
Coding region: 1-1230 (409 amino acids)
Biological process (GO): regulation of DNA-templated transcription
Molecular function (GO): DNA binding
Source: RefSeq, a predicted model, not a curated record